AUGAGCUAUCAUCGGCCGACCUUUGCUCCUCUGCCGUCUUAUGGCGGCUCCUCGUCGUCCAGCAGGAACACGCCGAGUCCAAACGCAGGGCGAGGUUUCAUGAAUGGCACCGAGCACCUAUUGCCGUUGCAUUCCAGCGGAUCCACGCCGUCCCCUUUGGCUUCCCCUGGAGUACCCUUGUCUGCUCAGCCUAUGCUAGGGAGGCGCAUGGACGGCAGCAGCGAUCGACGCAAUGGCGGGCAGAGGCACGGUGCUCAGAGGUUACCAGACCCACCGUCUGAUGAGUAUGCGUACAUCGAUCCUUAUUCACAAGGUCGGCCAAACGGCAGGCCGACUGUUCGAUAUCAAGACAAUGACGCGCAUUCAGGCCCGACAGGGUUUGGUCAGGCAAAUCGUGCAGCAGGCCUGCGCGGUGAUCUCAGGAACGACGGCGGCGCACAAGCCAGGAGGCGGCCGACGGUACGCGAACGGAGAGAAGGCCUACAACAAGUCAUGAACAAUGCUGCACCAGGCCGGACGGGCACAUUAUCUCGCGGUCUGACGAGGGGAAAGACGCUCAUCCGGCCAGAGCGACACGUCGCGCCCACGCCGCUCAUCAAUCCCACCGCUGCUCUGUCUUCGCAGCUUGCCAUGUCCUCCUCGACAUCGAACCCAUUCCGGUUCAUAAGGCAGUUGUUCACGGGUGACGAUGGCACGAGUCCGCUCUGGCGCGCUUACUGUUGGAUCGUGACCUGCUGGGCGCCUGCCUGGCUGCUAUCACUCCUUGGCAAGACCGAUCCCGUGGCGCGGCAAGCUUGGCGCGAGAAGAUGGGCUUGUGUAGCAUAGCUGUCAUCAUGGGCGGCAUCGUCGGCUUCGCGACCAUCGGGCUCAAUCGUGUCCUUUGUCCUGCUCAAGGCUCUUCGACGCCAAAUACAUUCAUCCGCCUGGGCGAGAAUCCUGAUCUCGUAGGGAUCAACGGGUGGAUGUUCAAUGUCACGAGCCAGGCAAAGGCAACUAACGGCGUCAAUUUUGUGACGCUGUCCAAGCAAAUGUCUGGCCUUGACGUUACAGACUACUUCGAUAGGUCCAAGACGGCUUUUGCGAGCUGCUCCGGUGACGCAAAAUACGUCACUACCUCGCUUUGCAUUGGCACCGGCAGUAACACGACCUGUCCUCUUGCCGCACCCACGCCCGCCUACUUGUCCGGCCUAGGAUUGCUCAACACGAGCAGGCAAGUCGGUAUGGCUUGGGAGCAAGUCACUAGCGACGAUAACAGCAUCGUCAUAGACGGUAACGUGCUCAAUCUCGAGCCAUACCUAAACGCAAACCCUACCGCAAUAGACGGCGAUCAUAUCGAUGCCGCCAUACGAUACACACUCUCGCCGACGCAGUCAACGGGCGGCAAGGAUGCUACGCGCCUCUUCUAUCGGACGAGCGAGCUACGAUCCGCCUCUGCGUGCUUAGUAGAACGCUACAAAGCCGGCCAUAUCGACAAGAUCACACCUGGCUGCUUCGCCUCACAACUCUUCUUGUACACGUCACUUUGCGUCAUCAUGGGCGUCAUUCUUGCGCGUUUUGCAAUGGCAACAGUCUUUAGCUGGUUCCUGUCGAAGAACCUUGUCAAGCCACCCAAGAAUUUGAGGCGUAAAGUCGUCUCACCCGCCGUCUUGCCGGAAGGUGCCAAUAUUGAAGUCAAUAAUCCCAACGCUACAGCGCCAUGGACAAUGACGCCGUCGCCUCAGAAGGGCGCUCGGGCUGCUCAAAGACGACCGACUCAGCCCAAGGGCACUCGGCAAGGGGCAGGCGUUGACGAGAAGCUCCGGCGGAAGAAGACCGUCGCAAAGCCAGUCGAUGGGUCGGGCAUGAUCAACAUGGCCGCCAUCGGUGCCGAGCUCUUCUGCGUCUGCUUAGUCACUUGUUACUCGGAAGGCGAGCAGAGCAUCAAGAGCACGCUCGAUUCUAUUGCCGCUACGCAUUACUCUGACGCGCGCAAAUUGCUCUUCAUCGUUUGUGAUGGCAUGGUAUCCGGCGCUGGCGAGAAGACGAGUACACCCGAUAUCUGCGUGUCCAUGCUGGAUGCAGACCCACGCUUUGGCGAUCCUUUGCCGAUGAAGUACACCGCAAUUGGGGUGGGGGGCAAGGAGCAGAACGAGGCUAUGGUCUAUGCUGGACACUACACGAAAGUGUCUGGUCACCGCACGCCAACGAUCAUCGUCGUCAAAUGCGGCACAUCAGAAGAGGCACGAGAUAAGAAACCGGGAAAUCGAGGCAAACGCGAUUCGCAGAUGGUUCUGAUGAACUUCUUCCAGCGAGUCACCUACAAUGACCGAAUGACACCGCUCGAUUAUGACCUCUUCCGCAAGACACAAGCGCUCAUGGGCGUGACACCGGACUUCUUCGAGGUGACACUCAUGGUCGACGCAGACACUAAGAUCUGGGAGGACUCGCUCACACAGCUGGUCAACUGCAUGCAACACGAUAACAUGAUCAUGGGCGUCUGUGGCGAGACGCGUAUCUCCAACAAGCGCCAGUCCUGGGUCACCGCCAUCCAAGUCUUCGAGUACUACAUCUCGCAUCAUCUAGCAAAAGGUUUCGAGUCUGUCUUUGGCGGCGUGACAUGUCUGCCGGGCUGCUUCUCCAUGUACCGACUCAAAGCGCGCAAGAUGGACGAUUCUGAUUGGGUGCCCAUCCUGUCAAAGGCGGAGAUCGUGCGGGAGUACAGCCAAAGUGUGGUGACGACGCUGCACCAGAAGAACUUGCUCCUUCUCGGCGAAGAUCGCUUCUUGACAACCUCGAUGAUUAGGACGUUCCCCAAUCGAAAGAUGAUCUUCUGUCCUCAAGCGCGGUGUCAUACCGUCGUACCUGACGCUUUCUCGGUGUUGCUCUCGCAGCGGCGGCGAUGGAUCAAUUCGACCGUCCACAACCUUAUGGAGCUCGUGCGAGUACGUAAUCUCUGCGGCACCUUCUGCUUUUCGAUGCAAUUCGUCGUCUCUCUCGAGCUCGUCGGUACUAUUGUCCUGCCGGUGGCUAUCUGCCUUACGUACAGUCUCAUCAUCAACUAUUGCUUCAACCCGCCAACCCAAUUCGCCGAUGCGAUUCCACUGAUCUUGCUGGCCGGUGUACUUGGCUUACCUGCGGUGCUCAUUGCCAUCACAUCUGGCAAGCUGGUCUACAUUCUGUGGAUGCUGAUCUAUCUCAUUGCUUUGCCGAUAUGGAACUUCGUCUUGCCCAUCUAUGCCUUCUCAAAAUUCGAUGACUUCAGCUGGGGUGAAACCCGGCGAGUGGAGGGCGAAGGCAAAGACAAGGGACAUGCGACAACAGGGGGAGCAGCUUCGACGACCAAAGUGCCUCUGCGUCGGUGGGAGGCUUGGGAGCGUAGUCGCUUGCGCAAGCUCGAACGUGAUGCCAAGCGAAUCAGAGAGUUCGAACAGAUCAAUGGUCCUGGACAGAUGAUCGACAAGGAAGCUUUUCUCCGUGCAGAUCGGCUCAGAGUCAACUCGACGACACCUUCGUAUACGAGCGAUGGAGAAGAGCAAGACCAAUUCGGGGGGCAGAUCGGGCAGUACAACGAGUAUCUGCCUGGCGAUCAGCCACCGCCUGUUGGUCUAUAUAUCGCUGGAUUAGACGACGACGCAUUUACUGAUGCAGGCACGAUUGAUGCCAAUGAGCUCGAGAUGGCUCUCGAGGGUGGCUGGGACGACGAAGAUGAGGAUGUCUACGAGAAAGAGCCUUCUUAUUCGUCUCGGCCGAGCACUGGCCGAUACGACUCUGGCGCGCAGACUCCGUUGUCGUCAGAGUCCAGCCAUCAGCAUGUUAUGCAUGCCGAUCUUGGCUCUACAGCCCAUCUACUGACUUCGUUGCCGAGGACACACGAUACCGAAGCCCAUUCGACUUCCUUCGAAGCUGCGCCUCGCGGGCAUGCUCGAAAUCGCUCGAAAGGAUCCGGUGGCCACGCAUUCUAA
Messenger RNA from Mixia osmundae IAM 14324, 3942 nucleotides. Its product is annotated as glycosyltransferase family 2 protein. The transcript is spliced from 5 exons. The coding region runs from base 1 to 3942 and encodes 1313 amino acids. Gene Ontology annotation, molecular function: chitin synthase activity. Gene Ontology annotation, cellular component: cell periphery; cell septum. Lineage: Eukaryota; Fungi; Basidiomycota; Mixiomycetes; Mixiales; Mixiaceae. The record is from RefSeq and is a predicted model, not a curated record.